This is a messenger RNA of Penaeus vannamei (Pacific white shrimp), 4133 nucleotides long. RefSeq lists its product as uncharacterized. Gene Ontology annotation, biological process: regulation of transcription by RNA polymerase II. Gene Ontology annotation, molecular function: chromatin insulator sequence binding. The record is from RefSeq and is a predicted model, not a curated record. Gene Ontology annotation, cellular component: chromosome. Lineage: Eukaryota; Metazoa; Arthropoda; Malacostraca; Decapoda; Penaeidae.
AGUAAAUGUAAACAAACCUGAACUUCAGGGAGUCAAGUGAAUAAUGCGUAAUGGAUCAAGAUACCCCUGUGUCCGUAGCCAGUCCUUCAGAGAGUAAACCAGCCAUCCAGUCUCCUCAACAGGAGAACAAAGACAACCUUAAUAACUGUGGAUCCAAUGCUACAAGCAAUACUGGACAAGACUUGUUCAGCACAGGUACAUCCACCUCCAAAAUUGCCAUCAUUAAUGCUGGUGUGAAUGGCUGUUCAACUGCUGCUACUUCCCUCUCUCCAGUAUUACUGCCCUCUAACUCUUUUUUGUCAUGGAAAGAUACACACGGCAUUGCCAGGAAGGUGAAAGUCAUCAGGGUAGAACAGCAGAGCAAUGCAUCUUGUACUAUACCCACAGCCAAAGUAAUCUGCACACCCACAAAUUUGCCUCAAGAUCUUGGUACAACCUCCAGUGCCACCAUCAUGACUCCUGUAGCCACAUCUGUGAGCAGUGCGAGGCCUUCCAUUGUUGUGGAGGGAAGAUCAUUGAUGGAGGAAGAUGGAGAUCCAAUUGCCAGUCCUCUAGAACAAGAGAUGGAAUUGUCGGGUGAGGACCAGGACAACUCGAGUACAAAGACUGUUUCCGUCUUGGGUGAACCCCGUGACUUGGGUUGUAAUGUCACUAGUGCAAAUGUGUCGGCCAUUACCACUACUGCUUGCACCACCAAAGAGGGGGCUGAGGUGGACAUCCACUCCUCCCCUGUUGAGUGUGAAGUGUCAUUUAGUGGAGAGGGCGAAACCGACCGCAACAUUCAACCAGAAAGGAAAUCAAAGAAAAUUGUAAUGAGAAAGACUAAAAACAGUCGUCUUAGCAAGACUCUUACCUUUGGCCACAUGAGACAGGAGAAGCAGGUGCAUCCAUGUCAUCUGUGUGGGAGCUUAUUGUUCCUAGGGGCUCCUGUGCACAACGUGGACCUGCACCAGCCCCUGCCUCUCUCUUCCUUACUCCCGUCCAUUCUCUUAGCCUCACUUGGGAUGUCUUGCCCUCUCCCUCGUAGCAAUGGGGUCAAACUAUGCCAGAGAUGCCAUGACUUACUCAUGGAAGGAGAUGCCACUUAUAAGAAGUUGCAGGUUGUAACAGAGCGCAUGAGAGAAGCUUGGCCAGCAUACAUUCUGGAAUCUAAAUCCAUGGACAACACUCUUAAAGGCGGUGUGAUAGCAACAGUGCCUGUGAAUGAUGAGCCUAUACGCCCUACUACACCCCCAAGUCUCACAACUUCCAGGAAGUAUGUUCCUAUCCUUCCUAAGGCAGAGCUGCACUCAGAAGAGUCAGUGGAAACAGCCAGAAGAGCAAGAAGUAAGACGCAGAAAAGUGGUACAAAGAAGAAGCCACAAUCUGGGGAAGGAAAUAGCCACAAAUUGUGUAUCUGUGGACUUUGUGGGAUGGACUUCUACGGUGAGCAAGACUGGUGCCUGCACAUGGCAGCCGUUCACCAUGUGCAGCCUCGUUGGCUCUGGUACAAUCUCCAAGCCACACUGAAGAUGCAAAUUGGGAAAGAGCUAGAGCGACCUGACCCAUUACCCCAACAGGACUACACAGACAGCAGGAAGAUCCGAAAGUGUCAUGCAUGUGGAAAGACCUUUUCAGAACGCCAUGAACUAGUGCAGCACCUACGAGAAUUCCAUAAUAUGGUGGUUGAUGAUGAAUUCCUGGCCUCUAUAUCUGGAGAAACAGCAGAACAACCACAAGAGCCACAGCCUGUAGCUGCUGUACAGAUCAAGACAGAGGUUAUGUGGGAUCAGCAUGACAUGGAUAGUCAGAUUUGGCAGCCGGAAAAUGACCACGCAUGGCAGCAAGACGAUCAUAUAAAGCAAGCUGAGAAUAGUGAGGCAUGGCAGCCUGGGGAUGACCAUACAUGGCAAGCGGAUGAUGAACACAUCGGCAACACCUGCUCGUAUGAGGAUGCAAGAGCAAGAUUAGUAGCAGAAGAGAUAACUCUGCCCAAAGGCAAUACAAGGGAAAGGUCAACCGAAGAGGCAGCAACCAGUACUAUUCGAAAUCGCCUGGAAGAACCUCGGCCAUCGAGAGGUGCACGAUGGUGGUGUCGGGCCUGUGGACAGGCUUUUAACAGCCUUGGGGCGCUACAUCGCCAUAAGCAGCAGAAUCAUCCAGGUAUGCUCCGGGUCGCCUCCAGGACCCCAAAGGUCGAACCUUUGAAGGAAACCACAGAAAGAGAUGCGGGCAUGGCAUGUCAAGAGGAAGAGCAACAGUUGAGCUUGACGUGUAUUGUGUGUGGACUGAAUGUUCAAGGGAAGAAGAAUCUGAAGAGACACAUGGAAGCAGAACAUGAGGGCUCUGUCGUCAUUCUGGAAGGUGACGGUUGUGGAGGCAUCAUUAACCACCGCCUCAACCUUACUGCCGCUCCGGAGGGCGAGGGUGACAGCGAGGAGAGACAGCAAGUCAUAAGUCAGAAUCUUGGGCAAGGGAAGAGCAAGAGCAAGAUGAGUUGCCGUGCAUGUGGUGCCGCAUUCGCCAACCUAGUCACCUUAGCGAAGCACCAACAUGAACACCAUAAAGAGAUGGUAGACGAAGGGGGAGGGCCUGUAGGCAGUGUGGGCAUAAUGAUGUUGGAGUGUGAAGUGUGUGAGAGAAGGAUGCAUGGCUUGUCAGCGCUGCGCCUGCACAUGACCAAGGUGCAUCGUUGGCCACACAAGACAGGCCGGCAGCACCGUUGCAAAUUAUGUCUUUAUCAGGGUCGGACACGUAGACAGCUGGAAAACCACAUGCGUAUCAAACAUGGCAUGGAUAUUAUGCCACAUGUGGAAUGUAAGUUGUGUGGGAAGAGCUACACAGCAGGCUACCUUAAUAGACAUGUAGCCAACAUGCACGAGAACAAGAAGGGGUUCACCUGCGAGUUUUGUGGCAUGAAAUUUAACGACAAUUCUAGCCUGAAGAGCCAUAUUUACUUUGAACAUGCCAACAACAGGUGGAAGUGUGAACCAUGCCAGUUAGCCUUCCAGAAAUAUCACCAACUAAGGCAGCAUAAUUACUAUGUGCAUAGCACGAAGGUCCACACAUGCAACUUUUGUGGCAAGACUUACAAGCGCAAGAGCGACCACACUGAACACAUCAAGCGGAAACACAUGGAGAAGGUACCGACGCAGUGUCCCAAGUGUCCGAACUCGUACCUCGACCGAAAGAAGCUGCGGACACACCUGAUGAGGAAGCACGGCGUCCCGUGGGAGGACACGAUCUCGAGGAGGUUCGCGCGCAUCCAGCAGGAGAGCAACUGCCUCAGAGCGAGACCCGGAGCCGUCCACCCUGACUCCUCUUCCGCCUUAUCCAAAAACAGCAAGAACCUCAGAAUCCUGGCUCAAGGGGACCCGGAGGCGCAGCAGGAGGGCGACGCGUCCGAUCCAAGCGACGGCAUCCACCACUACGCCCACGUCGACGAAGAGGACGGGCGAGGAGGGCGAGGCGGAGGAGGGGAGAGUGCGGGGGUGGAGGUGGUGGAGGCAGUAGGAAGCAGCCACGUGGAGGCCCUGGCCGAGGAAGCAGGAUACAAUAUCGUGGAGGUGACAGAGGCCCCGGGGGACCUCCAUGCCAUGGGGGACAUCAGCUACAUCAUCCUCCAAGCCGGGGAGCACUAGCCUCACGCCCCCUUCCCUCGGAGGGCGGUGGGCUCGCUGGCGGACUUCUAGCCUUUGUUUUCAUGGUAUAAAUACAUAUAAAAAUUCAGUACAAGUAAUACUUUUGCAAAACUUAACCAGAUAUAUGUUGCUCUGUUUGCUAAAGACGAUACAACCAUGUUAAUCGGAAGUCUAGGCUCAGUCAUCGCAUUCACACCCGUUGCAUGGUGGUAACAGCCAAAGCCAUCUGCGGCGAUAGAUUUAAAAAUCGGUUAACUAGCUGCUGAAUUGACUGGCAGUCUGAGUGCUAGUUGCCGGCUGGUCAGUUGGUGCUUGCGUGCGAUGCGACUUGUUCGUUUGUGCUCAUAGGUCUUCAGCCUGUUAAUCUCGGCUGUGCUAACGGUUGUCUUCAGCGAGAAGGCAUUGGAAUACCCUAGCGUGCGAUAGUCAGAAUUGAUUUAUUAUUGUUGUUGCGCUCGUCCAUCUAUUGUUAAAAGAUUUGUAAAUGAUAUUUUUGGAAGAGUAAAAAUAUAG